CUCCGCAGCAGCAGCGAGCAGCCCGAGCCGCGGGAGGAGAGAGGAUGUGGCUCUGCUGACAUCUGCAACCAGGGGUUCACUGGACACGACCAGCCGGGCUGACGCUCCGCAGCCUCUCCUCCAACUAACUUUGAGACAUGUAACUGGCCGAGAAGAUGUGUGUGUGCCGCGGGGCAUGCUGAGGCUCGGCCCGUCACGGUGCCUCCGUGGUGCUCUCCAUCAUGAGGGGGCGCUGUUCUCGAAAACUAGGCGUGCUGGCCAAGGCCGGGUUCUUGCUGUGGCUGCUGUGGCUGGGCUAUCUUCUGCUGGCGCGCUCUUCUUUCCCCUCGUCUUCCUCGGCGCAGGAAGAAGAUGGAGAGCGCAGUGUUCUGGUGGGGAGGCUGUCUCUGGACGAGAGUGGGACGGAUGGACAGCUGGCCAGGCCCGUCUACGUCAAACCGGCACCGGACAGCAAUGCGGCGGGGGAGAUGGGUCGGGCCACUCACCUCAACCUCAGCCCCGACGAAAAGAAGCAGGAGCAAGAAGCCGUGGAGCGCUACGCUAUCAACAUCUUCGUCAGUGACAAAAUUUCCCUCCACCGGCACAUCCAAGACAACAGGAUGAAUGAAUGCCGGAAUAAGAAGUUUGACUACCGACAUUUACCUACCACCUCUGUGAUCAUAGCCUUCUACAACGAGGCCCUGUCCACGCUGCUGAGGACUAUUCACAGCGUGCUGGAGACCACGCCCGCCAUCCUGUUGAGAGAGAUCAUCCUUAUUGAUGACUACAGCGACCGAGUGUACCUGAAAACGCAGCUGGCUGAAUACAUCAGUAACCUGCAGCGCGUGCGUCUCAUUCGGACCAACAAAAGGGAGGGGCUGGUGCGCGCUCGCCUCAUCGGCGCCACCUACGCCACAGGUGACGUUCUGACCUUCCUGGACUGCCACUGCGAGUGCGUCCCUGGCUGGAUUGAGCCGCUGCUGGAAAGGAUCGCCGAGAACGCCAGUACCAUAGUGUGCCCGGUGAUCGACACCAUCGACUGGAACACCUUUGAGUUUUACAUGCAAACAGAUGAGCCGAUGAUCGGGGGAUUCGACUGGAGACUCACCUUUCAGUGGCACUCCGUCCCCGAAGUGGAGCGCAAGAGGCGCAAGUCUCGCAUUGACCCCAUCAGGUCUCCUACCAUGGCAGGGGGAUUAUUUGCCGUGAGCAAAGCCUACUUUGAGUACCUUGGCACAUAUGACAUGGGUAUGGAGGUGUGGGGAGGAGAAAACCUGGAGCUCUCUUUCAGGGUGUGGCAGUGUGGGGGGAGUCUGGAGAUUCAUCCCUGUUCUCACGUGGGCCACGUGUUCCCCAAAAAGGCGCCCUACGCGCGGCCCAACUUCCUCCAGAAUACGGUUCGAGCCGCGGAGGUGUGGAUGGACUCUUACAAACAUCACUUCUACAACAGGAAUCCUCCGGCCAGGAAGGAGACCUAUGGCGAUAUCUCAGAGCGCCUGCUGCUGAGAGAGAAGCUGAAAUGCAACAGUUUCGACUGGUAUCUGAGGAACAUCUACCCUGAGUUGCACGUACCCGAGGACAGGGAGGACUGGCAUGGAGCUGUACGUAACUCAGGGAUACAAUCAGAGUGUCUUGAUUACAACGCUCCGGAGCACAACCCCACAGGUGCCCACCUUUCCCUGUUUGGCUGCCACGGCCAGGGAGGCAAUCAGUACUUUGAAUACACUUCUCAGAAGGAGAUCCGUUUCAACUCCGUGACGGAGCUGUGCGCCGAGGUAACCGAAGGACAGGCCUCUAUUGGGAUGAGGCACUGCCCCCGUGACUGGGAGAACAAGCCUCCCAGUAUCAUCUGGGAGUUCAGAAGUGACGGGACCAUUUACCAUCCUCACUCGGACACGUGCGUGACUGCCUACCGCACCACGGAGGGUCGCACCGACGCCCAGAUGAGACGCUGUAAACCUGGCGACAAAAACCAGCUGUGGAAGUUUGAGCGAUAGGAAGGCGGAAAAAAAUGUAGCAAGAAAAUUCAAGUGACCUUCCAUGACCACGGUGCAAUUACAACGCAGGAGGUCUUCUCUCCGCUGCUCUCACUUCCUCCACUCCCCGAGUCUGCACUCCAUUUGAAUGGGAACAGCGAGCAAGAAAAAGACUUGAAUGAAACGUGAUUAGCUCCAUUGAACGUUUUUAUAUGCACACGAUAUGGCGGUCCUUCUUAGGACAGCAUUUGUUGCUUUCCUUCAAGUGCCUCUGCAACCAAAAUGGAGCAUAUUGCACACCUAAAUGUCAUUGCAUUUGACUGUCCUGCACAUGGAAAAAAAAAAGUGCCUUUGAAAAGGUUGUAGACAGUUUGUUUUUUUUAACGAGCGUCAUGAGCGUCAUAUUGCACGACAGAAUGUUCCCUUUAUGUGCAAUGCAUGUUUGAUAUUAUUGUUAAAUCCUCUUGAUUGUUUGUAUACUUUUCAAAAGAAUUUUUAAAGUCGGCUGCUUAAGGAAAAGUGUGCCAGGAAUGUAAGGGUAGUAAUAUUUUGGCCUGAACCAGUUACUUCCUAACAUGUUCCAUCAUGUGAGAGGAAAGCGUAGCGGGAGAGCGCUGUGGUCAUACUACACUGCUGCUCAGCUCUAUCCUUCGCCUGUGGUGCCAGUUUCGUGGUAGAUUACUGCCUGAACAAGACUUGAAGAAGAUAUUAAGCAUUUGAACGAGGCACAUUGUGGCCCAGAGAGAUCAGAGAGUUGACAGGAAUGUUGUAGCCUAUUUUUCACUGCUGUGUAAAAUUAAUAGUAGCCUCUAAAUCCAUCUCUCUCUGCCUUUUGAAAAAAAAAGCUGUCAUCCUCAAAAGCUGUCUUUGCCAACGUGAAAAUGUGCCAGUAGGUGCUGACUUUAUUGAGACUAUUUCAACUGCUAACAGUAAAACAGCGCUGGUAUGAUGAACCUGAUUCUAUUAAGUCACCAAAACCCUAUGUGCCUUGUUUUAAUUGAUCUUAUUUGUACUUGAAACUUCAUCCAAACUGCUUCAGUGAAAUCCCCACUCAUGUUCCACUAGCACCUGGAGAUGCAGUCUAAGUGCUGUUGAAAAGUCUGGGUGAACUAAAUCAUGAGCGUUGUUUAGUCUCUGCAGUUCGUUGCAUUAAUGAAUAUCAGAUAUUGAUACUCGUCAGUCGACACAUCUGAUAAAUAUGAAAAAUUAUUCCCGUUUUUGUGUUACCUUUGCAAAUAAUGUUUGGUUUAAGGGACCAGAGGGGCGCACUGCUAAUGUAAGACCCCUCUAAAACUACUGAUUAUGUAAAAGGGAUGUUGAUCACUUAAUGUGUUGGUGAACUGACGUAGCAUUGAUGCGUCAAAAGAAGAUUACAGUUUUAGGGAUUUUUGAGAGAUUAAAAAAAAAAGAACUG
Cololabis saira (Pacific saury) is the source of this 3369-nucleotide messenger RNA. RefSeq names its product POC1 centriolar protein homolog B (Chlamydomonas), like (gene galnt4). Bases 222 to 1976 code for a protein of 584 amino acids. Lineage: Eukaryota; Metazoa; Chordata; Actinopteri; Beloniformes; Belonidae. The transcript has 11 exons. The record is from RefSeq and is a predicted model, not a curated record. Gene Ontology annotation, cellular component: Golgi apparatus.